Messenger RNA from Aureobasidium melanogenum CBS 110374, 579 nucleotides. Its product is annotated as FAD-linked sulfhydryl oxidase ALR. Gene Ontology annotation, molecular function: flavin adenine dinucleotide binding; flavin-dependent sulfhydryl oxidase activity. NCBI's taxonomy places the organism in Eukaryota, Fungi, Ascomycota, Dothideomycetes, Dothideales, Saccotheciaceae. Bases 1 to 579 code for a protein of 192 amino acids. The transcript has 2 exons. Gene Ontology annotation, cellular component: mitochondrion. The record is from RefSeq and is a predicted model, not a curated record.
AUGCCGCCUCAACCACUAGACGCGACGCCUGAGCAGAAGGCUCAGGGUGACCAGGAAGACAGAACACCCAAGCAGCUACCCAAGGGCGUGGUCUUGGGUCCGGAUGGCAAGCCGUGUCGGUCAUGCACUUCAGUGUCCUCAUGGUUCGCCAUGGCAAAGCAGGGCACAACGAACCCAUCCAAGGUCGAGACCACGACACCACCAGCCCAAGCAACCGCCUCGCUCGACAUGCCGGCCGACUGUCCACCAGACGUAGAACAGCUCGGUCGCUCAGCAUGGACACUACUUCACACUAUGGCAGCAAGCUAUCCGGAAAAGGCUUCACCGGAGCAGCAAAGAGAAACAACUACAUUUAUGCACCUAUUUGGAAAAAUGUACCCUUGCUGGGUGUGCGCCGACGAUUUUAGAGCAUGGAUGAAAGAUGGCAACGAGCCACGCGUGAGCAGUAGGGAAGACUUUGGACAAUGGAUGUGCGAGGCACACAAUGCGGUCAACGUCAAGCUGGGCAAGAAGUCGUUUGACUGCAAGAAAUGGGAAGAGCGCUGGAGAACGGGCUGGAAGGACGGACGAUGUGGUUGA